Molecule: messenger RNA, 2784 nt
Organism: Lethenteron reissneri (Far Eastern brook lamprey)
Lineage: Eukaryota; Metazoa; Chordata; Hyperoartia; Petromyzontiformes; Petromyzontidae
Product: helicase POLQ-like
Molecular function (GO): ATP binding; nucleic acid binding
Source: RefSeq, a predicted model, not a curated record
ACUACUGCUGCUGCUGCUGCUCGAACAGGUGCGGAGCCUGUCUGUGUUUGGUGUGGAGCUUGAAAUCUUCAUAGAGGAAUACGCGGGAAGCAAGGGGCGCAUGCCACCGCGAAAACACCGAAAGAAGAAUUCUCUCUACAUCGCCACCAUUGAGAAAGCCCACAGCCUGGUCAACGCCCUUCUAGAGGAGGGGCGCAUGAAGGAGAUUGGCCUGAUCGUUGUGGAUGAGCUGCACAUGUUGGGCGAAGGUGGCAGCCGUGGGGCCACCCUGGAGCAGACGCUGGCCAAGGUUCAGUAUGCGUCAAAAACAACUCAGGUCAUCGGUAUGAGUGCCACUCUGAGCAACAUCAAGGACUUGCAAAAAUUCCUGAAUGCGGAGUUGUACACUAACGAUUUUCGACCGGUCCAGUUAAGAGAGUACAUUAAGCUUGGAGACUCUAUCUACGAGGUAAACAACAAGGCUCGGUGUCCAGAAGAAAGCUUCAGUUUUAUCCGACUGCUCAGUCACAAGUACUCAAGCGCAAUGCUGAAGACGGACCCAGACCACAUCGUGGCUCUGGUCACGGAAGUCAUCCCCGCUCACUCCUGUCUCGUCUUCUGCCCCACGAAGAAGAACUGCGAGAAUGUGGCAGAGAUGAUCUGCAAGUACCUGGCAAAGACGUUCCUGCGUCACCGCGUGCAGGAGAAACGCGCGCUGCUCGCCGAGCUGCGGGCCGACGGGGAGCUGUGUCCCGUGCUGCGGCACACGGUCCCCUACGGCCUGGCCUACCACCACGGCGGCCUCACGGGCGAGGAGCGCCGCCUCAUCGAGGAGGCCUACUUUGGCGGCACGCUCUGCCUGCUGGCGUGCACCUCCACGCUGGCGGCCGGCGUCAAUCUACCGGCACGCAGGGUGAUCCUCCGCUCCCCCUACAUCGGCAAUUCCUUCCUAAGCCGAAGCCAGUACAAGCAGAUGGUGGGCCGUGCCGGGCGGGCGGGGAUAGACGCGUCGGGAGAGAGCAUCACCAUCGUCAACAGCAGGGACAAGCCCAAGGUGGUGACGCUACUUGUGGGUGGACCAUUUGAAGUUUGCCAGAGUAGCCUGGCACAUGCAGAUGGAAAAGGAGUUCAAAGCCUACUCCUGUCACUCAUUGGCUUGAAGAUCGCAACGGACAUCGACGCUAUCCAUCGCUUUUUGGAGACCACCCUGUUUGGGGUGCAGCAGCAGCAGCAGGAGGGUGGUGGGAUGAAGAAAGUCAGGGAUCUGUGCCGGCACUGCCUGCAGCAGCUGCAGCAGGCGGGCCUGGUGAGGCUCUGCAGGAGGUCCGAGGGAGACGCUGCUGCACCCUCUGAGCAGCUGCUGGAGGUUACCAAGCUUGGUCAAGCCACAUACAAGGGAUCCGUCGAUUUGGCUUUUUGUACCGUGCUGUACCGAGAUCUAAAAGCGGGCGUUGAAGGCUUGGUGCUGAAUAACUACCUGCACCUCAUCUACCUGGCGACGCCGUACGACUUGGUCUCUCAGUGCAGACCGGACUGGAACACGUACAUGCGACAGUUUAAUCAGCUGGAUGUGACGGAACAGAAAGUGGCCACGGUCAUUGGUGUUCCAGAGAGCUUCAUCGCCAGGAAAGUAGCCGGACAAAGCACAAGACAGAAAGCGGUGGACGAGCGAGUAGUGAACAGAUUCUACCUGGCCUUGGUCCUCUACGCCUUGUACAAACAGACAUCGGUGUGGAAAGUCGCCUCCAAGUUUGGCCAAAAUCGUGGCUUCAUUCAAAACCUGGUGGGAUCUGCAGCAGCCUUUGCCUCCUGCAUCAUGCAUUUUUGCCAGGAACUAGACGAGUUCUGGGCAUACCAACUCCUGUUUGCUGAUCUCCCACAAAAGCUCUCCUACUGUGUCAAGUCAGAAUUGAUUCCACUCAUGCAGGUGGCUGGAGUGAAGGAGCUCUUGCUGACGGACAGAGCUGAAGCGUUGCGAGAAGAAGCUGCAGAGCUGCUGGCCGUGCCCGCUCUCCCUCUCGCACUCACGUGACGACUUUGUUGAACUGCAGCAGGUUUUUGCUUUUUUAAACGCUGAAUUUUAACGGUGUAGAUCGUGUUCUAGAUUUGAACCUUUCGCGACUGCAAGGAUUCAUACUCUUAGGUUUUUUCGGUAAAGUCACGUAGGUAAAAAAUUUAAAUGAAUAAAAGUAAAAUAAAAUAAAAAUAAAAUAAAAAUCAAACUCCCAAAUCCUCAGAUGAUAUACGGCCAAUUUCCUCCAACAAUGUGCUCGCCACACUUACACUUCCCAUCGUGGUGCCUUGCGACAGACGCGUGUUUGUAUGCUUGGACUCCUUUCGCAUCGUAUGUAUCCAAGCGCGCUAAUCGGAGGUACGGAGAAAUGUUUCAGAUGCGUGUCUUGAUGUCCAGAGAAACAUGUUGAGACAAAUGGAGAGGAAAAAAUGGUUGAGUUGCACAGACCAGGUUUUGCUAUGAUCUUCUGAGUACUGGAGUGUAUGUUUUUUUUUAUGAUUUAAUAUUUACAAAUGCAAAAUUCUGCAAUGUAGACACAUAUCGUUUUUAGGGUAAAAUGGAAACUCUUAUUCGCUGUUAUUUUCACCGAUUAUUGGAGUGGUUUGUCCUGAUAUUCAUAUUUUGUUGGGGAUUAAUGUCGCUGCGUGGCUAAAAUCCGCGGUUACCAUUGAUGGGUAAUUUUGAGUGCCGCAUUUACAGGUGAGGUCCCGCCCAUCACCGCAACGUAUCGGGAGUUCUGUACCUACUGAAGUAGCAGUCAGGUUCAACUUAAAUAAAAUAUAAAAACACGA